Molecule: messenger RNA, 2044 nt
Organism: Acanthoscelides obtectus
Lineage: Eukaryota; Metazoa; Arthropoda; Insecta; Coleoptera; Chrysomelidae
Source: the annotation of a GenBank genome assembly
GGCGCCCUACAAUUGUAGGGACGACUGACGAUACGGGCCUAAGACCAUUCCUCCUCAAUUCCAACGAUAUCGUGCUCUAAGAAGGUCUGUAUUGACGAGCCAGUCUCCUUGUUGGCAUUUCAACCUGAUUUUUUGCUCUUCUCACCAAUCUAUCUGACGUCUGUGCAGUAAAUGCACGUGGUCUUCCACCUUUUGGGAAAUUCAGACAUGGUUCUGCGUGAUAUGUUUUCAUUAUGGAAUAUUCAGAUUUUAGCUUUGGGUACCCGCCCAACCAACUUGUAGAUACUUUUUUUAUUUUUUAAAUUAUACAUCUUAAAUCGAAAACUUCAAAAUAAAUAAAUGUCAAUUGACAGUCAAGUAAGUAAACACAAUUUUGUUCCCAAAGGCAACUUGAUAUUAUUUUGUGUUUAUUAAAAUUGAAGCCAAUAACUUUUGUUCCAAAACUCUUACGACAUAAGUUAUAGGGCUAUUCGACAAUUUACUGCUCUCGCAUGUCUGUUAUGUCAGGCGACAAGUCAAUAAGGUAAUUUUUCUCAAUUGAGUGAGCAUAUAAACGCACAUAAGCUGGGCCUUGCAUUUGUUCUCAGCUUAUAGAAAUGCCUGUAAGCUUUAUGUAAAUGUAAGGCAUGUACUAGCACAAGUUAUGCGGAUUUGUAACGAAAUUCACCAUUUUGUUCCAGAGAUAAUCCCUUAAAAAUUCACAUGGGCUGUUUUUCUAUUUUCUCGUAUUAUUUCAAUUUUCGUCAAAAAUAAGUUUAUAGAAACUUUUGAAAACUGAUACUGGAGACUUGAGGGGUAUUUAACCGUCACCUUGUAAUUUUGAUAAAAUCCACCAUACGUGUUUCAUAGUUGAUAUAUCUGUGACCUGCGUAGAAUUGAUGUUUGUCCAUUCCACGAAUUAGGAAAAUAUAAAAAAAAACUGGUCGUAUGAAACUUAAGCAGCUUUAAAACGAUAUGACACAAUUUGGUAAUUUUCUGUUUCGACUUUUGAAUAUUUAGCGGAGAGGCUAAUAAAUUUUUAGGUUCUAGCGUACUUAACUUCUCGGUACGGAACUGAUUACGACAUCUCGUACAUACCGAUUUCAUUCUUGCUAAGCGUGUUGAUAUGGUUGAACGUGCUACGGUUUGAGGGUUCUAUAUCCGAUUAUCUCGCUACUCAUAUUAAACCCUAAAGCGUAGACGAACAUGUAAAACAUCCAAACGAACGAAACAACGAUGACGAAGUACUACAGUGUCUUGCUAUUGCUGCUUUUGGCCCUUGUUAGGCCAUCUUUUUCUCAGGUCCACUAUGUACCUGCCCAAAUUCUGAUACCAACCUUCAACGGAACUCCACUAGCCACAGUCAACCAUACGAUCCCCAGAUAUCCAGCACAGCCAGUGUACAACCAACCACAACCAUCCUACAACCAUCCCCAACCGCCUUAUAAUCAACCAUCCUACCAAUAUAACUCACCGGUAGCACAGAUUCCCCCCGCUCAAGUUGGAUGGAACCACUGGAAUCCGCAACCAUCUUACAACUACACCAAACCAGGUGUCAAUAGCCCUUCUUACGGUUACAACUAUAAUAGUGUCAAUUACCGCUACAACAACUCUAACAACUCGCGGGAUUAUAAUUCUUCUCAAGAUGGUCAUCUGUGGGUGGGAACCAUCCAGCCUUUCGACAGAUUGUUGUUCAAUCAGGAAUAUUUCAAGACUAGCCGAUGGUGGGGCUCCAGAGAGAAAAUAGUGGAGUACCCCAAGGAUCUGCCUGCGGGCUAUAACCGACAUGAAACCAUCACGGCCAUCCGAUGCUACAACAAAUUCUACGACGGGAACACGGCUAGAGCAGAAAUAGUGGACGGUGGUAUUGGUAGACAAUAUGUCAAAAUCAAGAUCUACUCAAAAUGGGGAAAUGGAUUCAGAUACCUCGUACAGAUAUUUGGUCACUAAGUAAAAUAAAGUUGUACAUUUUAAAUACUGAUUCCACAAUAAAUGCACCAAAAUUAUUUUCUAGUUUUUUUAUGAACUGCUUGAAAAUUCAAGGACACGGUCCAUAGAAUCCAAC